GUGUUCUGUGGAGUCUACUUCUGUACCUGGGCCCCUCCUCUCGCGAGCGCCGCCGCCGGAGGUGGAUGUCACAGUCGGGCCGAGUCCUCGGGACAGGACGCGAACUCGUCAGAGCUCCGGAGCGCCGACGACCCGCCGAGAGUCAGGGACGAGCGGGCGAUGUUGCAGCCAGUUUGUCGGUCGUGGACAUCGUGGGAAGGCUGCUGAUACAGUCCCGUCCACGCCGAGAGUCGAGGUAGCCUCGUCGCCGCAGUGUUAGAUAUUUUUUUUAUUAUUUUUUUUAGACCACUUCUUAAAAAAGGAAUACAAAAAAAAAAAAAUGUCGUCUCCAAGUCCGGGCAAGAGGCGAAUGGAUACCGACGUGGUGAAACUCAUUGAGAGCAAGCACGAGGUCACCAUCCUCAGUGGACUCAACGAGUUCGUGGUCAAGUUCCAUGGACCACCUGCAACACCGUAUGAAGGAGGCGUGUGGAAGGUUCGGGUGGACCUGCCAGAUAAAUACCCCUUCAAAUCACCAUCAAUAGGAUUCAUGAAUAAAAUCUUUCAUCCCAACAUUGAUGAAGCGUCAGGCACCGUGUGUUUAGAUGUCAUCAACCAGACAUGGACAGCGCUCUACGACCUCACCAACAUCUUUGAGUCGUUCCUCCCUCAGCUGCUCGCCUACCCCAACCCCAUCGAUCCUCUGAACGGGGACGCAGCCGCCAUGUACCUGCACCGACCAGAGGAUUAUAAACACAAGAUCAAAGAGUACAUCCAGAAAUACGCCACAGAGGAGGCUCUCAAGGAGCAGGAGGAAAGAGAGGGCGACUCUUCCUCUGAGAGCUCCAUGUCAGACUUUUCCGAGGAUGAGGCUCAGGACAUGGAGUUGUAGUGAAGGAGGAGAUUUUGUCCACCUCACCUCACAACAGACUAUAAUUUCCUAAAGAGCAGAAACUCAGUACUAUAUUCAUAUUUAAACAAGACAAUUUUUUUACAGCAACAGCGAUUUUUAUUACUACCCAAGGAUUUGCAGUAUGAUAUUGCUGAAUAUUAACCCCUUAUUUAGGAAUUUGUGGCCGUCUGCUCCUGCCACCACCUCUUCAUUCAGACAGAGCCUGUUACAGAUUGGACGGUAGUGCAUCUCUCAGUCCCAAGAUCUGUGGCGGCUUCAGUCGAGGCUUUUGACACGGCUCGACCGAGGACGAGCUGAACAGUGAGCGGGACUGUGAUCGAAGACAAAACUAGACUGUUUACACGCUGUUUCCUGUUUGGAUCCACAAGCCACGCCUCACCAGCUUUUUGUGUUGUAAAACGCUCAAGUUUUCUUUGUGUGCUUUUUAUCCAACGUUUUACAGCAUCAUCAGGCAUCUUUUCCUCGCUGACAGAGGUCUGCUAGAUCAUAAUCCACUAUUUCUUAGCGGUGUCAACUUCAGAAGAGUGUGGACCCCCCUCUUUCCCCCCCUUUUUUAUUGUCACCUUUAAUUUUUUGGCACUGCUGCCCCGAGAAGCUGUUACAAUCGCCUCCUGUGAGAAGCAGAGGAUCGGAAGGCACAGUACAGUGUGGCUGCAGACGGCCUGUGGAGGAGAAGGUUCAUGGUCCUGAUCGGUCUCAUUUUCAACACCCAUCCCCUCCUCCUCCUCUCCCUUUUAGGAAAGCGUUUGUCAUUCUCUUGAGUAUCUUUGUAUAUUGUGGCAUGACACAGAAGUAAAGUUUGUGUAGGGCUUUGUGGAGCUGUAACGCUGUAGACAUGGAGAGGACGCCUGUGUGAGCCGGGCCGGGUCUGGGGAUCAUCCAGGUCCUUGUUGGAUUGUUGAACUCUGCCUAUUGCUUGUGUUUAAUUAUAAUAGGUGUUUGACUUGCGUAGGGAUAGUGCGUUUUUUGGGGUCUUUUUUCAGGUGGUAAAUUUUAUCAUAAUGUAUGGUUUAAUACUUAUAUAAAACACUCGUUUUGAAGACUAAUUGUCCUGUGAAGAUGAGGAGAAUUAAUACAUCUUUGUCUGUGGGAUGACUCUUUGUUGAAUCGAAAUCCUCCAAAGACGUGUUGCACCCCUGCGUCCCUUUCUUAUGCAAAUGUGUCCAUCAAAAGAUAAUUUACGUUGUCAGACAGAAAGUGCUCUUUGUUUCAGCCAUUCAAUGCUUGCAUUUCUCUUUUGUCAUGCUGUUGGUGGCCUAUUGUUUUCCAAAAUGGUGGGACCAAAUUAUAAUGGAUCUACAAGCUUAGUUUUAUAUAUACAUGUGCCCCCCCUCCAAAAAACUCGGAUUUUUGGAUGAAGAGUUUACUGGGACUUUUAAGUGAGAAGAUAAUUGAAGUGUUUCUCAUAGUGUCAAACUGCAGAGUGGCCAUCUAAGAUCAGGUAAAACUCAAAAAGACAGAGGUUUGCAACGUGCGCUCAACACGCUGCAGAUCGGUUUGUAUUUUGUGUUGUUUCUGUAAGAAAACAAAAGUUAGUAUCUUAGUUCAUCACCAUCGAAAUGGGCUGUUUAUUCCCUUUUGGAGAAAAAAUAAUUGAUUAUAGCCAGCGGUUGAAUUAAUAAUCCCUUUAUAAUUGUUAGUAUCAGGAUCUGUUCCAUAGUGUCUUGCAAGUGGGUUUACCUUCAUUUGAGAAUAACAUAUGUUACUAAAACUAGCAUGUCACAGUUUUUGACAUCAAAUCAAAAUCUAUUUGUUAAAUAGUUCAAAUGGUUCUAAUUAGCCUCGGUAUAAAUAUAUGUUGGUAUAAGUUUUAGGACAACGUGAUAUGCGACCAGUUGUCAUUUGCAACAAAACAAACCACUGUCCAACCUUGUUCUUUGUCAUCAUCUGGAUACGUGAGUGUAUUAUGUAUUUUUUUAUUAGCCAGACAUAUAUUUGAUGCCUAUAAUUUGUUUGAAUGUUUUUAUGUUUGUCUUUUAAGCCCAAUGUCCAAGACACAAGUCAAGGUAUCCCAGUUUUUUUUUUUAAGGCAAAAAAUGAAUAAAUGUGCUUCCCUUGUAACUUGGAGACAGAAAUAAACAAAAAAAACAUGA
Molecule: messenger RNA, 2985 nt
Organism: Scophthalmus maximus (turbot)
Lineage: Eukaryota; Metazoa; Chordata; Actinopteri; Pleuronectiformes; Scophthalmidae
Product: ubiquitin-conjugating enzyme E2 H-like
Exons: 7
Coding region: 320-871 (183 amino acids)
Biological process (GO): protein polyubiquitination; ubiquitin-dependent protein catabolic process
Cellular component (GO): nucleus
Molecular function (GO): ubiquitin conjugating enzyme activity
Source: RefSeq, a predicted model, not a curated record